AUGAGUGAGUCUUUGGUGGUUUGUGAUGUUGCCGAAGAUUUAGUGGAAAAGCUGAGAAAGUUUCGUUUUCGCAAAGAAACAAACAAUGCUGCCAUUAUAAGAUGUAAGCCUGAACAACAGAUGAUGUAUGCUGGGAGUAAGAAUAAGUUAGUCCAAACAGCUGAACUAACCAAGGUAUUUGAAAUAAGAAAUACUGAAGACCUAACCGAAGAAUGGUUACGUGAGAAACUGGGGUUUUUCCACUAAUGUGAACUUCUGUGUUUUUAAAGUAUUUAUGCAUUAACCUGAUUAUACUGGAACCAGACAUAAAUACUUAUUUAUGCCUAAAAAUGCACUGUUAUUUACAGUUUGUUUCCUGCAGUAAAGAAAAAUUCUUCAUUUGUGCAAAGUUUGAACAAAGAGGAAAUCAUCUUCAUAGUGAUGAAACUUUGUAAAGUGUUUCCUUAUAUUUGUAAUUGUUAGGUGGGCUACUUUUCUCCAAGGACUUUUUGCACUCUUGUGACUAAUUUCUAUAACUUAUGGUUCAGAAUUUGUUACUAUUUACAGACACCAUUGGAAAGUGGGUAUGAGAUUGUGAUAGACAACAGUUGCCUCCUUUUGACAAAUACUGGAUAUUAGCAGUUUAUAUAUGAAAAUAGCAUAUUAUCACUUGUCAAAUCAUUGAAAUUAAUUUGGGGUUAAAAACUUAAGUGACCUAAUUUUGAGCCAUGAAUAGUAAUUUACUGUAUUGUAACCUACGUUUCAAGAACAUUUUUUCAUCAAUUCCAUACCUCUUGAUUUCCUAUACGUUUUUAAUCAAGUCUAGAAACUAUGCUCAUCGAUCAUUCAUUUUUAAGGUCUAGGAGUUAGAUUUGUUUUUGAUAGAGUUAUGAGUAUUAGGUUUCUUCAUA
Messenger RNA from Sciurus carolinensis (gray squirrel), 890 nucleotides. Its product is annotated as glia maturation factor beta-like. The transcript has a single exon. Gene Ontology annotation, biological process: negative regulation of Arp2/3 complex-mediated actin nucleation; actin filament debranching. Lineage: Eukaryota; Metazoa; Chordata; Mammalia; Rodentia; Sciuridae. Gene Ontology annotation, molecular function: Arp2/3 complex binding; actin binding. Gene Ontology annotation, cellular component: actin cortical patch. The record is from RefSeq and is a predicted model, not a curated record. Bases 1 to 246 code for a protein of 81 amino acids.